Messenger RNA from Neohortaea acidophila, 1370 nucleotides. RefSeq names its product galactose mutarotase-like domain-containing protein. Lineage: Eukaryota; Fungi; Ascomycota; Dothideomycetes; Mycosphaerellales; Teratosphaeriaceae. Gene Ontology annotation, biological process: carbohydrate metabolic process. The record is from RefSeq and is a predicted model, not a curated record. Gene Ontology annotation, molecular function: carbohydrate binding; isomerase activity. The transcript has 3 exons. The coding region runs from base 300 to 1250 and encodes 316 amino acids.
GAUUGAUUAGGCCGAACGCUGUUGAGGCUGUAGGGACCAAAUUAGGCUGAAUUGAUUGACUUUGACCCCACGUGCACUCACAAGCGUUAAAGAGCUUGAGCUCAACAUCGCUUGACGUCGCCGCACUUGCCGAUCAGAACUUCAUCCAUUGAAUUUCGAAACACGUUUGUCCACUUUUCUCUUGUGCUACCGGCCAACGAAAUUCCUCCCUCCAAAAGGCCAGCAGCACAAACGUCUAGCUGUGUCUCAACUUCCUCUCUUUCACCACCACAUCCCAACCCCGCACAUCCCCACGAACCAUGGACCGCCCAAACAAACCCGCCGCCCUCUCCCCCUCCUCCACCGGGCCCCAACCCACCGUCCGCAGCGACAAGGGCCGCGUGACUGCCACCCUGCCUACGGGCGACUCCGUCGAAGUCCUCACAUACGGCGCGACAGUCAUAAGUUGGAAGAGCGGCAGCGGGCAGGAGAACUUGUGGGUGAGCGAGGCGGCGAAGCUGGAUGGGAGUAAACCCGUGCGCGGCGGAAUCCCGGUCGUCUUCCCGUGCUUCGGUCCCCCGCCUAAAGACCAUGCGACUGGAAAGCUGCCUCAGCACGGCUUUGCGCGGAACUCGCAGUGGGAGUUUCUCGGCAAGUCGUCUUCGGAGUCCGGGGCAUCGUCAAGCAAAGCAGAUGAUUCCGUGACGCUGGAUUUCGGCCUGUCCACUGCGCAGCUGAGCGAGGAGGCGAAGAAGGCCUGGCCGUUUGAUUUCGGGCUUGUGUACAGCGUUACGCUGGGCAAGGGACGCUUGCAGACGAUGCUGAAUGUGCGGAACGAGGGCAAGACGAGCUUUGAGUUUCAGAUGCUGCUGCACUCCUAUUUCCGCGUGGAGGACAUCUCUCGCACGGAGACUCGCGGCCUUGGAAGCGUCACGUACGUCGACAAAGUCCUCAACGCCACCGAGCACCAGCAAACCGACCCCAACGUGCGCAUCACGGGCGAAGUGGAUCGUGUAUACAAAUCGAUCAAAAUCGACACCACGUCGAUUGUGGAGGGCGGACAGCCCCGUCUCGACAUCACGCGCGACAACCUCGAGGACACGGUGCUGUGGAACCCGUGGAUUGAGAAGGCGAAGGGCAUGGGAGAUUUCGAGCCCAAGGACGGGUAUAAGAAGAUGCUGUGUGUGGAGGUUGGGGCGGUGGAGGGCUGGCAGAAGUUGGAGCCGGGUGAUACGUUUGAGGGCGGGCAGAUUGUGAAGAGCCAUGUUUAGAUGUAUUCUUCAUCGUGCGGAAACUUCGGGCGAGCAUGGAUGGGAUAUGAAUUUCGGCGGCCAUUGCCAUAGUGCAGGCAGGUAUUUAGACAGCAGCAUAGCAUCCUCUCGUUCUCUCGA